Messenger RNA from Peronospora matthiolae, 1179 nucleotides. The record is from the annotation of a GenBank genome assembly. NCBI's taxonomy places the organism in Eukaryota, Oomycota, Peronosporomycetes, Peronosporales, Peronosporaceae.
AUGGACAUCUACAGAGCGACGGCUCCCCGGGUGCCCACAGGCAGCCCCGGGUCCAGACGCGUGCGCGACGGGUCCCCACCGCCCUCCCGCUCGCUCCGGAAGCCCCCCGCCGCCGCUCGAGGACCCCGCGAUUGUUGCUCCUCCACCCGGCAGGGCGGCAGAAUGCUGCCCGACCGGGGUACAGCUCGGGUCUGCGCUCGUAGCCGCAACGGCUCGCGCACUGGGUGCCUUCAAGGCCCCAGCGACCCAGAGGAUAGCGAAAGCAGCGACCGCGGGGCCCCCGACGACGACAUGCCUCCUCGAUGGACGACGACGCUGCCACCGCCUCAAGCAGGCUCCCAUACUGCCCGACCGAGCCGGGGCGGGUACCAUGCUGCCCGUGGGUGCUGCACAGGCUCCUGCCACGACCGCAGCCGUCCCCAUGGAGGUGGACCAGGGCGCGACGUGGCAGGCAGCAAGCCAUCUACUCCGCCGUCUCCUCCUCUCGUGCUCCGCCUCAACGGCAAGCGUCGCCGCUUGAGCGAUGACGGUGACGACGACCCGCGCGAGCAAGCCGAGCAACUGCUGCUCGAGGACGUUGAGGCCGGCCCCAUGAACUCAGCGCUUUGGCCAUCCACGGCUAGCGCACUCCCGGCCUCCGUCCUGGCCGUGUAUGCCCACAACGCGCAGCGCUUCACGUGCACGCUGUGUGCAUAUACGGCGUCAAGCUUUGCUUCGCUCAAGCGCCACAGGGACUCACGGCACCGACGUAUCUCCUUCCUCGACCGCUUCUCGGCAGGUUGUGCGUGCGGCACACCUUUCGUGUCGAGGCUGGCUGCAGCUAACCACGCUCGCGCGUGUGCCAGCCUCCGCGACACUUCGGCUGCGACCGCAUCAGCAGCCGGGGACCUCAGCCCCACUGCUGGUGCAGUCAAUGCCACCGCUACGGUGGCCGACACCGAACCCGUGCUGCCCCGCCAAGACCCUCCGGUGCUCACUGUGUCCCCCCACAGUCGAGCACCACUCAUGACAGGUCAACAGAGUCAAGAUGGAGCCCCCCGCUCCCAAGGCAGCUGCGUGGUGGUGUCAAGGAUUGCCGACCGUCUCCUCCCGCUAGAGUUAACGGAGGAGGAGGAGACCAAGGCUGGUGACAGCGACGACGAGGACGUCAACGACGACCCAGACAUGGACGGCGAGUAG